AUGCUGAAACAAUUGCUUCAAGGUCAAGCUGAUGGUGUUGUGGACACAAGCAAGAAGCUAGCUGAUAACAACUCCAAGAUCGAGAACCUCAACACAAGAGUGUACUCUCUGGAGAAUCAUGCUUCUUCUGUUGCUGCUGCUACAAAGCAAGGACAACUACCUGGUAAAGCUAUUCAGAACCCCAAGGAACAGUGCAAGGUCAUCUUCACUCAAGAAGGACUUGAUGAAGAAGAGGAUCAAGAAAGAGUCAUGGAAGAGUUUUGUUUACUGCUGAAUGAAGAGAUUGUUGCUGCUGAGGCUCCUGGAGUCCAGAUUGAUCAACCUGAAGUGCAAGCUACUCAUAGCCAUUCACACUUCACCAGUUGA
Microthlaspi erraticum is the source of this 366-nucleotide messenger RNA. NCBI's taxonomy places the organism in Eukaryota, Viridiplantae, Streptophyta, Magnoliopsida, Brassicales, Brassicaceae. The record is from the annotation of a GenBank genome assembly.